Messenger RNA from Symbiodinium pilosum, 2128 nucleotides. The record is from the annotation of a GenBank genome assembly. Lineage: Eukaryota; Dinophyceae; Suessiales; Symbiodiniaceae.
GUGGCAUCAUGCUGUUGCGCUCUUGCAAGACGCGUCCAAGAUGAGCUUUCGUCGAGAUGUUCCGUUCCUAUCGGCAGCAGUCAGUGCCUGCGAGAAGGGUGAGCAGUGGCCGCUGACCCUACAGCUUCUUGAUGCCCUUGAGGCGCAGAUGCUGGUCCCCGACAUCGUGGUGAUCGGCGCUUGUCAGAAUCGGUUCCAGUGGACCUCAUCCAUCCACUUGUUGGAGGCGCUCCCUGCCCGGUCACUCAAGCCGAGCAUGGUUGCUCUCAACGCAGCCAUCAGCGCCUGCGCCACCCGCUGGCGCUGGGCAAUUGAGGUCCUCGUGUCCCUGAUCCAGCAACACCAGCCCGACCUACACACCUUCGUGGCAACCAUGGAUGCCUGUGACCGAGGAGGACAGUGGGAGCUGGCCCUGGACCUCCUGCACCGCAUGAUAUCCUCGCGCCUGGAGCUGAAUGCUUUCCCCUUCAACGGGGUAUCUUCGGCCCUCCGUGUCUCUGGCCGUUGGGAGCUUGCCUUGGCGGUCAUCUCCACAAUGAUGAGGCAGUCGGUUGAAGCAACCCAUGUUCAGCACGAUGCCGUGCAGCUUCUUGCCUACCGCAUUGACUUCAAAGGGGCUGCAAGUUUCAGCAUUGCCAUCGUGGGCAUGCAGCGUCUGGAUUUUUGCAUCCGGGACCGGCCUUUGUACGAGAUGGCGCACGUGUCCCUGGCAAAGUGGAGCCAGAUGGAGGCUGUCGAGUUCGGCUUGCAGCGCGGCGGCCGAGUCCUUCUCGGUGACGAGAUGGGUCUUGGUAAGACGCUACAGGCCUUGCUGCUGGCAGCCCAGUACGAGGCCGAAUGGCCUUUGCUCGUGGUGGCCCCGUCCUCUCUGCGGUUCGUUUGGCGCGAACAGGCUGCACAGUGGCUUCCUCACAUGGUGGGGGCCGAGGGCGGCCAAGUUCAAGUGAUCAGGACCGGCAAGGACAGGGUCGACAAGUGCGCGCGUGUGGUGGUCGCAACAUACGACCUUUUGCGUCGGUGCGAAUCAUUGCGACGACGUGCUGAUGGCCGCGACUACCUGACCGUUAUCGUUGAUGAGUCCCAGAGCAUCAAGGAGGCUACAAGCCAGCGGACAAAGGUGGUGGUUGGCAUUUGCAAGGCGGCUCGCCGCGUUCUGCUGCUGAGUGGGACACCGACUGUAAAUCGAGCCGCGGAGCUCUAUACGCAGCUUGAGGCCUUGCUGCCUGCGGAGAUGCCCAGCUUUGCGCAGUUUGCCGAGCGAUUCUGCUAUAAGCAGAUGCAGUGCUUCAAUGGUCGCAGAACAGUCAAGUGGAACGGAGUCCAGCGUCCAGAAGAACUGUAUUGUCUCUUGGGCACCGUGAUGAUCAGGCGCCUGAAGAAAGACGUCUUACAGCAGCUUCCAGAGAAGCGCCGAAUGCGCAUACCUUUGGAUCCUGAAAAGAUGAACCAGGACAUCCUUCGCGAGGUGGAGAGGCGAUGCCGCCAGAUGGGACCCGUUGACUUCAACUCUGGCAAGGCUUUGGGUGACUCUGCGCAGCUCUUCCGCCUCACUGCAGAGGCCAAGUUGGCCUCGGUUCUUGACUACGUUGAGCACUUGCUCAGUUUGGGGACGAAGUUCCUCAUCUUCGGUCAUCACCAUCUGGUCCUGGAUGCGGUUGAACAGAAGCUGCAGCGGGCCCACUAUGGACACAUCAGAAUUGAUGGCCGCACGACCGCGUCGGAGCGACCAAGCCUCGUCACAAAAUUUCAAGAGGAGGAGUCCGUCCGAGUUGCCGUGCUGAGCAUCACCGCCGCAGGAACCGGGCUCACGCUCACGGCUGCGCAGACAGUGGUCUUUGCAGAGCUUUACUGGGUGCCUGGCCAGAUGCAGCAAGCUGAGGACCGAGCACAUCGUAUCGGGCAGCGGGACUGUGUUUCCGUGCAUUACCUCAUUGCCAAAGGAACGCUGGAUGAAGUGCUGUAUCGCACGCUGGAGAAGAAGACCAUCAGCACUACCAGCAUUCUAAAUGGCCAGGGUUGUGGUCUGGAAGUCCUGCAGCAUUCACUGGAGUGCGAUGCUAGCCUGAAGCGCAAAUCUCCUGGGAGUCUGCAUGCAGAAGCCGAAAAGCGUCAGCGCUGCGAUGCAUGA